AUGAUCACCUUUAGGCAGCUUGAGAUACUGUUUGGGUUCACAUAUGGAGAGGGAACUCAUUGGAAUAUCAAGGAGAAUGAGCUCCAAAGUGUUUGGGCUAUAAUUGCUGAAGGAGAGUACUCUUCCUCAAGGUCCAAGGCUGCUCAGAUUAGGAGUCAUGUGCUGAGAUAUGUGCACAAAGCCCUUGCCAACACCUUCUUUGCAAGGAAAGCAACAGGGACAAUCAAUGAAGGAGAAGUCAAACUCCUUGACAUGGGGAUUAAGCCCAUCAUCUCACGCACAAGGGAUGGGAAGAAGCUCAGAGGAGAUAGGGCACACGCAGGCAACCUCAUGCUCCUAUCCUCUGCGCAGCUGGUGUCCAGCUAA
Messenger RNA from Microthlaspi erraticum, 366 nucleotides. The record is from the annotation of a GenBank genome assembly. Lineage: Eukaryota; Viridiplantae; Streptophyta; Magnoliopsida; Brassicales; Brassicaceae.